Messenger RNA from Ambispora leptoticha, 846 nucleotides. The record is from the annotation of a GenBank genome assembly. Lineage: Eukaryota; Fungi; Glomeromycota; Glomeromycetes; Archaeosporales; Ambisporaceae.
AUGAAUUUCGUACCGAAGCGCAAAUUACACAUAAAAAAUGUUUUGAUUGCGGAAACUUUAGGACUAACCUUGCGUGGUGCAACUCUUGUGAGACUACUUGCAGAAGCAAAUAUAAGCGGCGAUUAUCUUGAAUUCAUUCCUUACAAUAGGUUUAAACAGAUUGAAUUUCACAAAGCUGGAGCAUUUAGUGAAAUUUAUUCUGCCAUUUGGUUAGAAGGACCUAAGUGGGAUUGGAAUGAAGAUAAUCAAGCUUGGUUACGGGUUGGACCAAUAAAAGUCGCGUUGAAAAAACUUAAAAAUUCGCAAAACUUGAGCAAACAAUUCUUGGAAAACCUACGGAAAUAUCAUCAUUGUCUCCAAGCGGGUAGUGUAGCAGAUACAUUUGGCAUUACGAAAGACCCUAACGGGUCUUUUAUAUUUGUAAUGAGAUUUUAUGAGAAUGGUGAUUUGAAUCAAUACAUUGAAAAUAACCAGGAUAUUAACUGGAAAGAUAAAAUCGAUUUAUUAUGUGGAAUUACUGUUGGUUUGGAAAAUAUUUAUCGAUCUUGCCUCUAUCAUGGAAAUUUACACGGUGGGAAUAUAAUGAUUGAAGAUGAGUCAAUCUCGACUGGCGGAAGAAUAGCUGAUAUAGGAAUUCAUGGACCAGUUGAUAUUACAACUGAUAAAUCAUAUGCACCAACUGAAAUCGGUGAAGAAUUUAAUGACGCUGAGGAAAGAAGAUGUGAGGCUUUUCAAACACGGAAAAACACAUCACAAGAAGUUCAUAAAGAUGCGUUUUACACAAGUCGAUUUUUUAACUUUCAACAACUCAAAGAAAAAUAUGGUGUCAAUACAUGUUCCGCAUAA